CUGCCUCCUCCUGUCUCCCGCCACAUCCGCCAACGCCUGCAUUCGCGGCGUUCUUUUUGUUACAAUCACGGAUAUCUUGCCUGUUACGCCUCUGCGCAAUCGUCCACAGCCGCAGAAUUCGCUCGGCACGAAAGCGCCACUGCUUCCUGCGAUGUCUCAACCGGCGUUCUCGAGUCCAACGCCCGCGCCUGGCAGCCGUGCUAUCGCAACGAGUGCACUCCGCCGAGCGGGCCUCAUCGACCAGGAUGCAAAGAUGAGGGAUCUAUCUUCGGACAAGCCGGGUGGGCGUAAAGGUUCAACCCUCAAGCUGUCCAAGACGCGCCACCCACAUAAACCUCGCGGACUCGAGGCCGUACUUGGGAGAAGUACGCCUGCGUCAUCACAAACGGUAAAUACUCGAUGCUCCUCACCCUUUGCACACGUAGCUCCGCAAGUCGCCGUGAAGAGGACGGGCGUCGAGUUUUCGUUCCCCCCCUUGCCUGCCUAGCACGAAGCUCACGAGGUUCAUCCUUUCCAUGUACACUAUCAUCUGCACGUGUUUUGCCAAUGCAAACUAGAUUCCAACACGUCCCAACGACCCACGAAUGAAGAAGCGCAAAAAUGGGAUGCCGGCGCCUGUCACGGAGAAGGUCAUCGAGGUGUGGAAGGAGUGGGUCCGUAGGAGGUGGAAUCCGGAAGCACGGUUCCUGAACCUCGAACGCAUAGCGUCGGAUGACUACCUGAAGCGACAUCGCCUGACAUCACCCACCUCCGAUGCUGCGAAUAGAGAGGCCCAGGUCAUCUUCAAGAUUGCAAGUAAGCUGCGCCCGGAGAUCGAGACCAUUUCCCUCGCGCACAAUGGCUUAACCAGUGGGCGAAUGAUGUCCACUAUGUCACACUACCUGCCCUGGCUCAAGAAUCUUUCCUUGGAGGGGAACGAGUUCAGGGGCUGGAAGGAUGUCGACUACAUCUCCGGGAAGAGGGGCCGGCUCGAACAACUACGCGAGCUCAUCCUGGUCGGCAACCCGGUACGAGAAUUGGAGUAUAAGAACAACAGAGCCGCGCUCUACAAGAGCGAGGUUGCACGAAGGUUUCCAUCGCUGGAGAUUCUCGACGGAGAGCCCGUGGCGCGAGUAGGGUUCGACGCGCCUACCGCAUUGACCUCUGCCCCUCCACAAGCUCGCACGAUGUUGUCGACAUUUGCAUGGAACAUGGAACCAUCUUUUAUCGCCGGUGUUGAUGGCGGUCUGGUGGUUAACUUCCUUACGCGCUUCUUCCCCUCAUUCGAUAACCAACGUGGAGCAUUGAUCGACGCAUACGCGCCGAACGCUACAUUCUCCUUUUCCGCCAACACCAGUAUCCCACCCCGCGCUCGAAUAGAGGGCAUUCAUGUUUCCAAAGAAUUUCCCAAUCAGCGCAAGCUGGAGUGGGCCCCCUGGCUGACUGGCGGCAAUGGUGGCUCCCGCAAUCUAGGGAGGAUGAACGGUCUGCAGAAGGUCACGCAGUCGCUACACUUGGGCAGCCAGGAAGCGGUCAGGGCGAUGGCUGCCCUGCCCCCAACGAGGCAUGAAGUUGCCGGUUCUCCGGAGAAGUUCUGCGUCGACGCCUUCCCCGUACAACAAGGCGAGCAGACGAAUCUUCUCGUGACCGUGCAUGGCCAGUUCGCAGAGCUACCAUCCGAAGGUAUCCGGUCCUUUGAUCGCUCGUUUGUGUUGGCUCUUUCGCCGGAGGGAUCACGGGCAAAGCAAAGCGGCUGGGACGUCAUGAUCCUCUCUGACCAGCUCGUAGUGCGAGCGUACUCUAGCUACGAAGCAUGGAAGCCCGGUCCGAUGCGCGUCCAAUUUGGCGACCUCUUACCAUCCCCGGGAUUGCAGGAGGCUCUCGCACCCCUGCCGCAGCCGCAGCGUGGACGAAUGCAAGACGUCAUCCUACGCACGCGCCUGAAUCUCCAGUACGCUGAGGACUGCUUGAAGAACAACGACUGGGACGUCGAACGCGCCAUCGCGAACUUCGAGCGGGUCAAGGCGAACCUACCAGCCGACGCAUAUCUGCCACAGGAUGCGUUCCAGCCUUGAAUGAUUCCCCGCUAUGCCUCGGAUGGACUUAUCGGCUCCAGAGCCCGGCUGAUCAUUGUCGUUGAUCCAGCCAACGCCUCUUCGUGGCGUGGCUUGCCUCGUGUCUCUUGAUCGUUUCGUCGAACUACGUACUCUUCACAUUCCAGCCGCAUCCCUCCAUCAGCAUAUCUCGCAAUGUGUAACCUAUAGUCGCCUGCCAUGAUGCAUAUGAACCCCGCCUUGACAUCGCAAGUCGUCGUUAUCCGCUGCACACAUAUUGUUUACAGCACGCAGUCGCACGCAGUCCUCUCCCCCCUCAUAUAUCGAUAUUUCCCAACUCAUAGCACUAUUGUCGCUUGUAGCAUCCGGACACCGCGGA
Molecule: messenger RNA, 2412 nt
Organism: Dichomitus squalens LYAD-421 SS1
Lineage: Eukaryota; Fungi; Basidiomycota; Agaricomycetes; Polyporales; Polyporaceae
Product: NTF2-like protein
Exons: 8
Coding region: 585-2054 (489 amino acids)
Biological process (GO): poly(A)+ mRNA export from nucleus
Cellular component (GO): nucleus
Molecular function (GO): RNA binding; protein binding
Source: RefSeq, a predicted model, not a curated record